This is a messenger RNA of Ostertagia ostertagi, 357 nucleotides long. NCBI's taxonomy places the organism in Eukaryota, Metazoa, Nematoda, Chromadorea, Rhabditida, Trichostrongylidae. The record is from the annotation of a GenBank genome assembly.
AUGAUUACACUGUGCUUCCUGAUUACGGCCGUGAAUUUUGCCUCCGGUCGAGUGCUCAACAUUGGCCUGAUGUUUGUUGAUGGUAUCCCAGGCAUGGACAUUACCGUUGGUUACAGUUUUACCGUGCGGUUUGAUCAAUGUGUUGAAACAACAGCGGCAGGAAUUACGGUGGAGUUGAUUCGUGAUUUGAAUGUGGACGGCAUAUUUGGGCCUACAUGUAGUUAUCCUGCUAUCGCUUCAGCACUGAACGCUGCCUUCUACGAAAUCCCUUUAUUCACAUGGGGUUUGAGUAAUUCUGCUGCACUGGAUAGUAGGGACCGUUUUCCAACAACUGGAGUUCUGUCCGUCAAUACUCUG